GCUGUGGAGGCGCUCGGCUGGCUGGCUGGCUGAGGGGGUUUGGGUAGCCGCUGCCGUCACACCCCCUCCCACCCUUUCCUCUGGAGAGGGCUCAUGAUGGCGGCCGCGGCCGCCCCGGCCGUGGUGGUGGAGGUGAGCAUAAGCAGCACGGGCAGUAGCAGCAGCGACACUUCCAGCACGGGCGAGGAGGAGAGGAUGAGGCGCCUCUUCCAGACCUGCGACGGGGACGGCGACGGCUAUAUCAGUCGGAAUGAUUUGCUAAUGGUAUGUCGCCAACUAAACAUGGAGGAGUCUGUGGCUGAGAUAAUGCAUCAACUUGGUGCUGAUGAAAAUGGGAAGAUCUCCUUCCAGGAAUUUACACGAUGUCGUAUGCAGCUCGUGCGAGAGAUCAGGAAGGAAGAAGUGGAACUCUCAGUGAAAUCAGAUGAUUCGUGUAAGAAGAAAACAAUAAGGGAAAGAAUAGCCUCCUGGCCAACAAGCAGUGAUAACAGUUUGGGUACCCUUUCAGGAGCUAAGGAGAGUUGGGAAUAUGAUUCUGGAGCUAGAGACCUUCAGAGUCCUGACUUGCACACUCGUUCAACUCUACAGAAGCUCUUUGAAUUUGGAGGCAACACCAUAAAUCAACAAGCUGCACUGCAGAGGUUACUUACCCAGACCUCCAAUCUUAGCAAUUCAGUUGGAGGAAGUUACUUAGAACUUGCUAACACUCUCCAUUUAGCAGCACUGGCAUCUCUCAAGGGAGACAUCGUUGAACUUAAUAAACGCCUACAGCAAACAGAACGAGAGAGGGAUUUGUUGGAAAAGAAAUUGGCAAAGGCACAGUGUGAACAGUCUCACCUUAUGAGAGAGCAUGAAGAUAUGCAAGAGCGGACGACACUUCGCUAUGAAGAACGAAUCACAGAACUCCAUAGCAUCAUUGCAGAGCUAAACAAGAAAAUCGACCGACUACAGGGAACUACUAUAAGGGAAGAAGAUGAAUAUUCAGAACUUCGGUCAGAACUUAGUCAUAGUCAGCAUGAAGCCAAUGAAGAUUCACACAGUAUGGACCAAGAUCAAACUUCUGUUUCUGUCCCAGAAAACCAAUCAACUAUGGUCACAGCUGACAUGGAUACCUGUAGUGACUUGAACUCUGAACUGCAGAGAGUGCUGACAGGACUGGAAAAUGUUGUCUGUGGAAGAAAGAAGAGCAGCUGUAGUUUGUCUGUGGCAGAUGUGGACAGACACAUUGAACAACUCACCACUGCCAGUGAACACUGUGACUUAGCCAUUAAGACAGUUGAAGAGAUUGAAGGUGUGUUAGGGCGGGACCUGUAUCCAAAUCUAGCUGAAGAGAGGUCUCGAUGGGAGAAGGAAUUGGCAGGCUUAAGGGAAGAAAAUGAGAGCCUGACAGCCAUGUUGUGCAGCAAGGAAGAAGAGCUAAACAGAACCAAGGCCACCAUGAACGCAAUCCGAGAAGAACGAGACAGAUUACGCAGAAGGGUUCGAGAACUACAGACUCGGUUACAGAGUGUCCAGGCAACUGGCCCAUCCAGUCCUGGCCGUCUCACUCCUGCAAACCGUCCCAUUAACCCUAGCACUGGAGAACUGAGUACAAGCAGCAGCAGUAAUGACAUCCCCAUUGCCAAGGUUGCUGAGCGGGUAAAGCUCUCAAAGACAAGGUCAGAAUCUUCAACAUCUGACCGCCCGGUCCUGGGAUCGGAAAUUAGCAGCAUAGGGGUGUCCAGUAGUGUAGCAGAACACCUUGCACACUCUCUUCAAGACUGUUCCAACAUCCAGGAAAUUUUCCAGACACUUUACUCACAUGGGUCUGCUAUUUCUGAAAACAAAAUCCGAGAAUUUGAAGUGGAAACUGAGCGGUUAAACAGCCGCAUUGAGCAUUUAAAAUCUCAAAAUGACUUAUUGACAAUAACUCUGGAAGAGUGCAAGAGCAAUGCAGAACGGAUGAGCAUGCUGGUUGGAAAAUAUGAAUCCAAUGCCACAGCCCUCAGGCUUGCGUUACAAUACAGUGAACAGUGCAUUGAAGCCUAUGAGCUGCUCUUAGCACUGGCAGAAAGCGAACAGUCUCUAAUUCUUGGGCAAUUCAGAGCUGCAGGAGUUGGGUCCGUAGGGGACCAGCCAGGUGAUGAAAACAUUACCCAGAUGCUCAAAAGAGCUCAUGACUGCAGGAAGACUGCUGAGAAUGCAGCCAAAGCCCUGUUGAUGAAGUUGGAUGGAAGCUGCGGAGGAGCCUAUGCCGUCACUGGCUGUAGCGUUCAGCCUUGGGAAAGCCUCUCAUCCAACAGCCACACCAGCACGACUAGUUCAACAGCAAGCAGUUGCGACACAGAGUUCACAAAGGAAGAUGAACAGAGGUUAAAGGAUUACAUUCAGCAACUGAAGAAUGAUCGGGCAGCUGUUAAACUGACCAUGCUGGAGUUAGAGAGCAUCCAUAUUGAUCCCCUCAGCUAUGAUGUCAAGCCUCGCGGAGACAGCCAGAGGCUGGAUCUAGAAAAUGCUGUGCUCAUGCAGGAACUCAUGGCAAUGAAGGAGGAAAUGGCGGAACUAAAGGCACAGCUCUACCUGCUGGAGAAAGAGAAGAAAGCCCUAGAACUGAAGUUAAGUAGUCGGGAAGCUCAAGAACAGGCCUAUCUGGUCCACAUUGAGCACCUGAAGUCUGAGGUGGAAGAACAAAAGGAACAGAGGAUGAGAUCUCUCAGUUCAGCCAGUAGCAGCAGCAAAGAUAAGUCGAAUAAGGAGUGCGCAGAUGGCACCUCACCAUCAUUAACACUAUCUGAGCUGAAACCUCACAGUGAAAGUGAACUGACUACAGAACUAGCAAAUGCUCUCAGACGAGAAAAGAAGCUGAAAGCCAGAGUGCAGGAGCUGGUGAGUGCCUUAGAAAGACUGACAAAGAGCAGCGAAAUCCGGCACCAGCAGUCUGCAGAGUUUGUUAACGACUUGAAAAGAGCAAACAGUAACCUUGUGGCUGCCUAUGAGAAAGCAAAGAAAAAGCAUCAAAACAAGCUGAAGAAACUGGAAUCCCAAAUGAUGGCUAUGGUUGAAAGGCAUGAGACUCAAGUAAGAAUGCUCAAACAAAGAAUUGCUUUGCUGGAAGAGGAGAACUCAAGACCUCAUACCAACGAAACAUCACUUUAAGAGGGAAAAAUUUAUAACAAGAGAACCAUUGCAAAUGUUACUUCUUGCAACGUUUGUUUGAGCUAUUGAACAGAGAAGGGGAUCUGAGACAGCCUGGGGGAAAUCAGAGGUCAGUGGCUCGAAGUGCUGUUUUAGUUUUAUGGCCAUGAAUAGGAGGAACCAAAAGAAGAAAGUUAUUUUUGGAUGGCUGUAUGUAAUCAGACAGUGCCUGGCGGUAUAUGUUUCUGUACAUCAAAGUUCUUCAGUUGUUUUGUUCACAUUGUUACAAACUUUCCUUCCCCAGUAUUGGUUUGGGUAAGAACAAACGUCUGUCAUUGUUUAUCAAACAUUUUCUUGUGAGUCUAUUGUAAUAUUGAGGUAAUGUUCAAACA
Messenger RNA from Pogona vitticeps (central bearded dragon), 3506 nucleotides. It is a transcript of the gene MCC, whose product is annotated as MCC regulator of Wnt signaling pathway. NCBI's taxonomy places the organism in Eukaryota, Metazoa, Chordata, Lepidosauria, Squamata, Agamidae. The record is from RefSeq and is a predicted model, not a curated record. Gene Ontology annotation, cellular component: cytoplasm. Gene Ontology annotation, molecular function: calcium ion binding. Gene Ontology annotation, biological process: negative regulation of canonical Wnt signaling pathway.